CACUCGACCCUGAGCGCCAACGGCUGGUGUGUGCGUCCGCCCGGAAUAGCCCGCAGCGUCGCACUCGCCGGCGCCCAAGCCAACGCCCACGCUCGCAUCCAUGUCACCAAAUUCAGAGGAGAUACGUCGUCAACUAGAGCAGGACGAAGACGGCUCAUGGAUCGACAACCGGUUGCUUGAGGAGAUCCUCGAGGAUGGAGCUGUAGUUCUUCGCAUUGACUUGAAACCUGCCACUAGCAAAGGGGACAAUUUUCUUAGUAUCCUUCACAAAACGUACGUUGAAUAUCGUUUGCCAAGAUCCAACGAAGUUCGAGUAAAAAAGCUCAUUGUCAAGGGCCUUCCAUCUACAGAAUUCCUCAGGAAGUACGUCGCCGACGUGCACGCUUUCGACCGUGAAAUCGAAGUAUAUGGCGAAGUACUUCCACGACUAUACGCCUUCGCUGACGCUCGUCUUGGCGACAAUUCUUUCGAGAGGUUUUCCGCUGGAUAUCAUAAGGUCGUGCGGCCGAACACAUUGAUCUUAGAUGACCUGAACGAAGAAGGAUUCGUAGUCCCACCUCGAAGAGAUCGCCUUGAUUUUGCUCAGUCGAGAUUGGUAAUUGAAAAUUUAGCACGUUUCCAUGCACUGUCGGCUGUUUACGCGGAACAUCGCCCUAAUUACAUUUCACACUUCGAUGACAAAUUAUACUGCAGUGAUACUCGAGACACAAUCAACAACAUUUAUACGCCACAGAUUAUAUCAAUCGUGCAAGAGAUUAGAACUUGGGGAUGUUUUGAACAUAUUGCGAAGAAGUUGGAAGCUCUCAAAGAUACUUUGGUGGACAAACUAAUAGAACUUCGCAACCCAGUGAAGCCAGAAAGGAACGUACUUAUUCAUGGUGAUUGUUGGAUCAACAAUAUUCUAUUCAAGUAUUCAGAAUCAAACCAGCCAAUUGAAGUUCGAUUUGUCGACUUCCAAAUGACUCACGCAUCAUCUCCAGCAAUCGAUCUCAAUUUCUUCCUAUUCUCAAGCCCCAGAAAGGAAGUGAGAGAGAAACGCUUCGAAGAUUUGCUCCACAUCUAUUGCCACGAAUUUAAGCAGUGGACUUCGAAACUAGAUUACAAAGGAACACCAUUCACAUUGGAAGAAAUCCGUGAAGAAAUAAAUCGUACUUUGCUGUUUGGUUUUGCAUCAGUUAUCACUACCAUGGCAGUUGUGCUUGCUGACCCGGAAGACUCACCGGAUCUAUCGAAAGUCACCGAGGAGCAAGCAGCUUCUGGGGAAGGAAUGAACAUGUUUGAAAAGGUGUAUAAGAGCUCAGCCUUUCGAGAUGCCUUCGAAUAUCUUUUGCCAUACUUUGACAGCCGGGGCGUGUUCGAGUAAAUUAAUCGAUUUAAAAAAAUUCUAUCCGUUUUCUCAAGAUUUUGAAUGAACAAUUCUAGAAGUAAUUUUGUAUGAUAUUUACGGGUCGCCAAAAUGCCGAGUAAUAACUUUUUUUUAAAUACUCCCGGUAUAAACUUGCAUGGCUGCGUGAGUUAAGUAUGAAAGAGGGUGUUUCUAACACUUUUUCGUUUUUAAUAUUUUAAAUCACGAUGUCUUUUGGAAAAAUAUCAUCCAAUAUUGUGAACAAGUUUAUAUGUUGUGUGAAAAAUGUGCAUGGUGAAGGAAUGUGUAGUCUUCGGGUGUAGAAGUCAUUAAAUAAUGGAAAAUUGUUUCAACACUACUUUUGUUUUUGUGCCUACUCCCUACUACCCAACUUCCCGUCCUAUAAAUUACAGUAUAUAGCAUACAUUUCUGUUUAUUACUAAUAAGCUGCCGG
Gryllus bimaculatus (two-spotted cricket) is the source of this 1799-nucleotide messenger RNA. The record is from the annotation of a GenBank genome assembly. Lineage: Eukaryota; Metazoa; Arthropoda; Insecta; Orthoptera; Gryllidae.